Molecule: messenger RNA, 3628 nt
Organism: Dunckerocampus dactyliophorus (ringed pipefish)
Lineage: Eukaryota; Metazoa; Chordata; Actinopteri; Syngnathiformes; Syngnathidae
Gene: hibch
Product: 3-hydroxyisobutyryl-CoA hydrolase
Exons: 14
Coding region: 372-1448 (358 amino acids)
Biological process (GO): L-valine catabolic process
Cellular component (GO): mitochondrion
Molecular function (GO): 3-hydroxyisobutyryl-CoA hydrolase activity
Source: RefSeq, a predicted model, not a curated record
AUUUCUCUUUUCUAUCUUCUCUCUCGAUGGUUACUCCAGGCAUUCUAAUAUUACAUGUUCUAUUGUUGCCUUUGUUUGUAUUUUUUUUUUUUUUACCAAACCUCAUCCCAGAUAUGCUGUCCUCGUUUUUCUAUUCCCUCCAGAAACAGAUUGACAGACCUGAUUCUAAAUAGUGCGCCUUCAAAAUGGAAAGGACGUUAGUGACCACUUUUGAACGCAUAUUGUUUUGGGAAGCCAAACUCCUUACUUAAUUGUCCCCAGCAACUAAGCGGAACUACGUUCUUCAUCACAGAAAUCUGACCAGAACUGGAUUUAGGAGACUAAGUGGGGGACAGAGAACUAUCUGCAGACUGCAUCGAAUUCAAGGACACAUGAUGUCCAGUUAUGUGGAGCCCGAGGUUCUCCUGGAGAAGGUGGGCAGAGCUGGUGUGAUCACCAUGAACAGACCGAAAGUCCUAAAUGCCCUCACCAUGUCCAUGAUCCGAUUGAUGUACCCUCAGCUCAAGAAAUGGGAAAGUGACAGUGAAACUGACUUCAUAAUUAUCAAAGGAGCUGGUGGUAAAGCCUUUUGUGCUGGUGGAGACAUCAGAGCAAUAACUGAAGCCGGGAAAGUUGGCGAUCCCCUUGCAAAGGUCUUUUUCCGUGAGGAAUACAUGCUGGACAACGCUAUAGGAACAUGCAGGAAACCAUUUAUUGCCUUAAUUGAUGGGAUAACAAUGGGAGGGGGAGUUGGUCUGUCAGUUCAUGGACGUUUUCGAGUGGCCACUGAGAGAACACUGUUUGCCAUGCCAGAGACUGCUAUUGGUCUCUUCCCCGAUGUAGGAGGUGGUUAUUUUCUCCCCAGGCUUCGGGGAAAGCUGGGGCUCUUUCUGGCCUUGACUGGCUUCCGUCUCAAAGGUCGUGACGUGCAGAGAGCUGGAGUUGCCACUCACUUUGUAGAGUCUAAGAAGAUAUCUGACCUAGAAAAGGAGCUACUGGACUUAAAGUCGCCCUCUGCUGAGAACAUUUCCAGAGUGUUAGACUCCUUCCAGAAAGAGAGCAGCCUUGAUUCUGAAAAACCGUUUGUCUUGGAGAAGCACAUGUCUGAUAUUGACAGGCUGUUUUCCUCUAGCAGUGUGGAGGGCAUCAUGCAGAACCUGAAGGCAGAUUCCUCAGACUUUGCCAAGAAACAAAUUGAGACAUUGUCCCGGAUGUCUCCCACUUCCCUGAAAAUAACCUACAAGCAGCUGCAGGCCGGUGCUACGCUCAGCCUGCAGGAUGUGUUUGUCAUGGAGUAUCGCUUGAGCCAGGCCUGCCUGCGGGGCUGUGACUUCUAUGAGGGCGUAAGAGCUGUUCUGGUCGACAAGGACCAGAAUCCCAAAUGGAAUCCAUCAACUCUGGACCAAGUGUGUGACCAGAGUGUGGACGAGUGUUUCUCCUCGCUUGGAGAGAUGGAUAUGUCUUUUUGAUGUCAACCGGCACCUUCACACAUACACACCACAUUAGGGCUGCACAAAGAAUUUGAACAAAAUCCUCGAGUAACACUCACAUGCAGGGGCGUCCCGACCUCCGCCAGAUUAAAACGUAACACUAUUUCUCGUUUAGGGAAAAGCUGUCUUGUGAGAACAGGGCAGCCAGAAGCCAAUCAGACUGAAGUAUUGUAUCGCUACUGUGAAAAAUAAUACAGUGGAACCUCGGUUAGCGUGUGUUUUUUGGUUAACAUCGAAAAUUUACACCACAAUUUUGCCUCCGUUUGCGUGCAUUCUUCAGUUAACAUACAAUAUGGCGCGCGCGUCUUGUUGCGUUAUUAAUACACUGCGUGAGUCAAUCUGUGUUCUUAAUAUAUAUAUAUUUUUUUUAUCCAGAAAACGCCCUUCCUUGUUUGUGUUCUAUUAGCUAGCGAACAAAAUGGCAACUGGCAAGUUACGUCGCCCGUCUAUGAUGUCAUCAGGGGUUGACUGUCAAAAAUGUUAGCACAAAACACAUUUGUAUAGUUUCAGAAUGAUAGUUUUACAUGCAUAAAACAAUUCUAAAUGCAUAUAAAUUAAGAAUGAAAGGGAUAAAUGAACAUUGACCUACUUUUACCGUCAUUGAAGACUACCGUUUCCAAAGACACGAUGUGGCAGAGACACCCCACACGGACGCCUGUUUUGUCAAGAGUUAUUUCCUGAUUUCAGUAGUGUUUCUCGCCUUCUUUAUCAAAAUGCUGGCACUUGCCGCUUUCUUUGGCUCCAUUUUGGGUUCCAGUAUUGAGAUGAGAAACACCAAUGAAUUCAAGAAACAACUCAUGUCAAAACAGGAAGGUGGUGGGCGAUCGCUCUGCCACAUCAUGUCUACCUUUCAAUUUUAAUGAAGGUAAAAGUAAUCUUAAAUGUUCAUUUAUCCCUUGCAUUCAUUUAUAUGUAUUUAUCAGUAGGUUUACAAUAACUGUAAAAUUAUAAAAACAUGUUUUGUGUGAACAUUUUUGGCUUUCUAGAAUGGAUUAAUUGGAUUUACAUUAUUUCUUAUGAGAAAAAAUAAUUUGGUUUAGCUUCCGUUUCGGUUAGAAUCAGUCCUUUUGGAAUGAAUGAAUGAUGCUAACCAAGGUUCCACUGUACACAUAAUAUGGAAGUGCGCGAGGCAGGAUUGGAACCGCACAUUAAGUGCUUCACGCACACUAUAAACCUUGCAAUUCUACCCACCUCGGUUUUUCCAUCGGAGUUGAACAGCUGCUGCAGUGUUAAUGCCCAAGCAGAAGCUGUAUUUGAUCAAAGUUACUUAAGACUUGUCAGAUCAAAACACAAUCGUUGCAUAAGACUUCUAUCAAAACAUGUGAUAGUAGCAACUAUUUCCUUGCUUCUUGAAGUGAACUUUAGUUCUUUUAGCAUAAACAUAAAACAAAUCUACUGCAAUCUAUCUUACAUGUGUCUUUACAUAACUACACAUCAACAUAAAUGGUUAGUAGUAGCAGCUGCAACUCUCGUACUAUUUUAACUUGUAGAAUGUUUACUUUUUAUUUCAAUCUGUGGGAAAAAGACCUUCAACAGUUAGGUCAUACAUGCAAAGUUAUAAAACAUUUCAAAAUGUACCUUGUUUUGUGUGUCAGUUAAAUUUAAAAAGUACCGUUUCUUCAGUCCUAUAAUUUGCCAUUGGAGUUUUCUUAAACGUAACGAUAAAACAUCGUCUCGUUCUCGUGAACGCAGCACCGUGUUUCAUGAGCUGAGUGUAUCGUGACACCCCUACCACACAAUUCAUUUCUAAAGGGUGACAAUGUUUAGAAUUUUUCUUAACAAGCUUAACACACAACAUUGUUCUGAAGGACUCGCGCUCCUCCUCGCUCUGCCCGUGCCCGAGCACGCCCUGCCGAUGGCGUCCUAUCAUUCAUCAGCUCGUGGGAGGAGCAAUUUUAUUGACUUUUCUCUUGACUUCUUUUUAUUACAUGCACGCGUGUUCUGUUGAGUGAGUGAGUGUGUCAUAUUUUUGACUUGUUUAUUUUCGGUCUUUCUAUUCAUUUCUAUUAAAGUCCACCGUCAGCCUUCCAGGACCCCUCAGAAAGAUCAUUGGAAUGUUUUUGUUAAAGCAGAAUGAAUUACAUUGAAAUCAAGGAUACAGCAGAGCUAUAUUUAUUAGAACACAGAAAUAAAAAAAAUGUUUACAGUCUGCUCAUACA